Python bivittatus (Burmese python) is the source of this 6522-nucleotide messenger RNA. The record is from RefSeq and is a predicted model, not a curated record. NCBI's taxonomy places the organism in Eukaryota, Metazoa, Chordata, Lepidosauria, Squamata, Pythonidae.
CUCCCCCUACCCCAGGAUCCGCAAUGGCUCAGCUCAUGAAACCUGUGCCUUCCAACCCUUCGGUACCACAGUUCACACCCCCACCUCCUCCUGCUCCCCCUCUCAAAAUUCAUCAGGUUCAUCAGAACAUCGUUCAGUCUGCAGCUUUGCCACCGCCACCUCCGUCUGUGCCAGCACCUCCACCUCCACAAGCUCCUCCUAAGCCUGCUGUGACUCUCCCUACACAAAACAGUGCAAAAUCCAUCUCGGCAGUUGCGCCACAUCCAGUGCCACCACCUCCUGUUCCUUCAGUAAAGAAGCAGCCAAGUUUCACCACCCCACAAAUGCCAUUAUCUCCUGCCUCGCUAGGUCCGUCUCCUCCACCCACUCUGCCCAAGCAGCAGAACCACUCUAGUAAGCUUCCUCCCUCCCCACAGUCGCCUGUGCCAUCAGUUGUGAAGCAAAUAGCCAGCCAUUUUCCUCCCCCUCCCAUGCCAGUUUCAGAGCCCCAGCCUUUAAAACCUGCCCCUCUGAGUGUACCACCCCAGUCUCCUCCAGCAGUAAAAGCCAAGCCAAAAUGGCAGCCGACCUCUGUUCCCUCCCCUGAUUUUCCUCCUCCACCCCCUGAAAGUAGCCUAGCAUUCCCUCCUCCACCUUCUCCUUCCUCUUCUCCACUGAUCGUCUCCCCUGCCCCAGAUAAGUCAGGAGGUUCUCCAGUCAAAAAAGCUAGUAAGACUUCCAGUCCUGGAGGAAAGAAGCCUCCUCCUACACCUCAGCGCAAUUCCAGUAUAAAAUCGAAUAGCUCGGUCGAGUCCAGUGAACCUAAGAGGCCUUCAGUGGACAUCUUGGUUAGCAAAUUUGCACAUGCCCCCGAGCCCUCCGGGUCUCCUGCCAAGGAAUCCCCAACUCCACCCGCGGCUCCUCCAAAGCCAGGAAAGCUCUGUCUGCCUGUCGUUCUCCAGCAGGCAGGCAUUUCAGCGAAAGCCCCUGCCACGGGAGCACCGGGCAAAGGUGCCGUAGAGGAAUUUCCUUCUCCUCCGUCAGAUUCAGACUUUCCCCCUCCGCCACCUGAAAUCGAUCUUCCUUUGCCACCCGUAGAAAUCCCUGCUGUUUUUUCAGGCAAUACCUCGCCAAAGGUCGCUGUGGUCAAUCCCCAACCCCAGCCGUGGUCUAAGUCAUCUGGGAAGAAAGCUCCCCCUCCAACACGUCCCAAACGCAAUGACAGCACCCGUCUCACGCAAGCAGAAAUGGUGGAGACGCAGGUGGUUGUCAGUGCACAAGUGCCCACCUCGCCCAAGUCUGGCCUUAGCGUUCAGCCUGGUUUCCUGGCUGAUCUGAAUAGGACUCUGCAGCGUAAGUCCAUCACUCGACAUAGCUCCCUCUCCUCUGCCCGGAUAUCCAGAGCUGAGCCGACUGCCACAAUGGAUGACAUGGCUUUGCCCCCGCCCCCACCAGAACUUCUCACAGACAAGCAGAAGACCAGCAGCUUUGGAGGUAGUCAUAUAUUAGGCUAUGCAACCUUACGGAGGGGCCCACCUCCAGCGCCCCCAAAGAGGGAUCAAAACACCAAACUGUCUAGGGACUGGUGAUGUUUCGUGGACCCUCUUUGCAUUGCCAGCAAACCCUACGUGCGAUGCAUCUUGUACUGAGACUCCUGGUCUUAAUAGCCGUGAUCUGAAAAAGUCUGUUCUAACAAUAGCUGUGGGUAGUGACUACAUUCACUUCCAGAAACAGUCCCCAAAGUUCUGCUAUUUGUGUUCUGUGUAUUGGGGUGAAGGAUGGGAUGAUUACUACUUCAAAUGUUCAAAUACUUCAUAAGGAUUGGACCAAAAUCUUUAACACUAUUUUUUUCCUGCUGUUCAGGAAAUAACUGUUGUCUGUCAGUGUGGGACAUGUUGGUGCAUGUAUUAUAAAUGUAGGUAUAUAAUAUAUUGUGAAAUAUUUUGUUGGGAUUGUAGAGGCUCACCAGAAUGUUUUUGUACAUCUGUAUUUAUUGUUUCAGUCAACUGACAUUUUUAUCAGAAAUUAAUUGGGUUACCUAUUAGAAAAGUCCUUUGCUUUUGAAAACAAAAAUGUUGGGGCACCUUAGAUCAUUGGAAACCUCUUUGGGCAGUUGGUGACGGGUACGCAGGGCUGACCAAUUCCGUCAGUCUCUCUGCAGAAUCAAUUGAUUGAAAAAUUCAGACACAGUCUACCAAAACAUUCUGGUUGCAAUACUACUGAAAUAUAAAUCCAUAUAUAGAAAAGAAAAGUGCUGUACAAUGGGGCUGCAGUUAAAUAUAUUGGGUAAUAAAGGCAUUCUGUUCUAUAAUUCUUAAGGGAAUAAGCCCCUUAAAAUAUAGCGGGACAUUCUCCUGAGUAAACAUGCAUAGGAUUUGACUGUAAACCUAGCAUUUUAGGCACACGUUCUAAGGAGGAAUGUAUAACGAAUUGAACAUAGCAAAAUAUUGUGCAUUUGAAACAGAGCAUCAUCAAUCCCCAAACCCUCAAUGGAAUGAUUUGGACUGGUGAUGCUGUAUGUGAUGCACAACGUUUAAUUCUUUUUCACUUACAUGUCUGUUUUGGUUAAGUGAACGUUGUGUAUCAGAAGGCACUCUAGACGUGCUGCCGUCAUGUCUGACCACAGUCUCUCUUAACUGGAUACAUGGUGCUGCUCAUCAAAUUGCCAGUGUGCAAGUUUACACAUAGUGGGUGCAUCUGUCUCUCUCUCUUCAGAAUGAAACUUAAUUACACAUGCAAAUAUUGCCCUCAUUGUCACAAACUUUUAAAAAGAAGAAUUCUUUGGGCAUUCCAACAGGAGAUAGUCAGGAUGCUCCAGAGGAGAAAAGAACGUGGCAGAUGAACACCAUGGGGGACACAGCUUAAAUCAAAGGAAAGUAUCUGGACAAGCAACCGUAGCAUUGUGUUGAAGGGGCAGGGUUGAUGUGCAUUUGGGUAUAAAAACUGAGAAGCAUUGGUUUCAGCCAUCUCAUUGAUUUGUGGGAUUUAAGUGAAAUAGCUCUUCUUCAUACCAAGAUUUGUGGGUAAGUCAAAUGCUAAUUACAGAAACACUAUUUAACCAGAAAUAUCAUAGGAUGCAUAAAAUAACUUAAAAUCAUUACUGUGCAUGUGCUGUCCAAUACAGUGGAUUGUAAAAAUGUCUUUUUAUAUUGGCAGUUGUAACUGAUGGAUCAUGAAGGCAACAUCACUGGUUUAAAAGGGGACCUGUAGUUACUAGUUUGAGUUUGAACCCCCAAAGGUUAGCACAGCCUCGUCUAAAUAUUUUAAGUGUUUGUGUGUACCAAAAGUUACUUCUGAAGAUUAGUCAUUUCAAGUAUGUACACACACUGACACACAAACACCUGGACUUCUGCUUGAAUUAUGAAGAGAGGAUUCAUUCAGGAAGUGUUUGCCCUAGAAAGAAGUAAGAAAAGGUGACUUUUUUUUUUUUCCUUUGUAGAACUUAGGUCAAAAAUGAUCCUAACAACAGGAAAGUGGUGCUACGUCAUCUAAUGCUGAAAUCCUAGUGGAUGAUUUGCUCUGCCCCAGAUGUGUCCUGUGUGUCCUGGGCAUAUUUUUCCUAUUUGAGAAUACUUUACCUGAGCAAUAAUAAUACACCAUUUUGUGCAUUUUUAAAGCACUGCUAUUAGAAGGCACUUUUUUUGUAUCUGUCAGAGCAUUUGGAAUUAUAAAGUGUCCUUAGCUAUUAACCACAUUUGCAUUAGUGUACUUUAACAUGUUAUAUUUGGCUUACGUCUUACAGUAUGGUGUUUAUUUUUUUUUCUUGAGAAGGCGUUGGUGCUCUGCCUUUGCGUCCCUCCUGCUGCUGCUGCUGCUGCUGCUGCUGGAGCCAGUGACUGGCUCUGGAGGAGAAUGCCUCGUUUUGGGGGGUACCAAGCUGAGUGAUAGGAAUGAGGGAGGUGCCGUGAGGCAAAGAGGUGGUUCACCUUCUUCCUUGGACCUUUCAUGUUCCUUCGGAGACAGGGAGGGUUGAGGCACAGCCUGGGUUCACUAACCAUGACGAAAUAGUGUCAAAUGCAAAAAAAAACCUAGUACCUGCCUGUGACAAAAAUCCUUCUACACGAGUUAAAUGUCUGAGGCCAUCAGGUUAUGUGCCCCACAGAUGUCGAUACAGAAUUUGACCCAGGCAGCAGGAGCCAGGGGAUGCCCUUCUACAGGCCUUUGGUCUUUUAAAAAAGAGAUUAAUGUAGAACUUUCUUUCCUGGAUGCUCCCAUUUUGCAGGUAGGUUCCUACGCUUUCUCUCUCUAGUGAGGUUUGCAUCUUUUACCAACAUAACGAGGUGUCUUGAGGUACUUUCUUUACCCCUUUUGGCUAAUCUCCUCCGGCUUAGUGCAUCACCGUUUCUGCCCUUAUGGCUCUUACCCUUUUCAACCCUUCUCAAGGGCUUUUGGUUAAGUAUCUGAGAAGCGGUGAAGCAUCACAGGGCGGCAUCAGGUUGAUCGGUUUUGAAUCGAAUAGGUAGCCUGCAUUUUCCAUUACAGUCAUUGCCCUGACCUGGUAUAUCUGUAAUUUCUUUCCAGAGGUCUCAGUUCCAUAUUGUAUCAGACUGUUCAAGCAUUCAUACUUGGUUUUUGAAUUAGGAUGCUAAAUAGGUUUAAUACCUAUACCUCAGGGCUACAGUUUUCUUCAAAAAUUUCCCCCAAAGGCUCUGACCCAUGGGAUUAUGGCAUAUCUUAUUAGACUUCCAAACUGAGAAGUUAAAAAUAAGGUAAGAAUAUUUAACCCAGAGAUGGUUAAAUAUCUAAAAUAUAAUGAGAAGAAUGUUCUGAGUAAUUUAAUUAAUGGCUCAAUUAAUGGCUAAUUCACCUUUUGCUGAAUAAACAAUCUCAUUUCUAUUGGCAUUUCCUUUUUUUCUUUUUUCUUUUUGGUUCAUACAAUUUGAAAAGCCUUUUGUCCUUAAAGAUUUAAUUCUUAAAGGAUGUAAAUUGGGUUUCAGAUUUAAACAAGGUUAGACCCAAAAGCAAAUUUCUGGUUAUAAUCCUUUUAUUCUGCAAGCAGGUACAUCUAAAAUACAUAGCUAUUGUCUAAUAAUAAUAAUAAUAAUAAUAAUAUGAAAUAGUUCUUCACAGUAUUUUUAAGUGACUUCUAUAUACCCUCUAAACUUAUUAAUAAAUUAUUCUUCUGAAUGAUUCUUGAAAAUGUAUAAAAGCUAAAAAUAUUUUUAAAAUAGGGCCAAACUCUAUUAAAUUUGAAAGGAUUGUGUUCACUUAAAGUGGAAGCAAGGCCAAGGGGAAUUGGUAUCAAUCCCUGUGGCUGCCCACAGUUGGGCUGAGGACCAUGGACAGGAAAGUUGUUCAUCACAAUUCUCUCUCUCCUACUAUUUACUAAGUCUGUGUGUGUGUGUACUCCAUGUGUGUGUGUAUACCUCUAAAUUACAUGGAUGGAUGGUUUGGUCCUAUGAUACAUUGCAGCUGAACUGAUUUUCAUCUAAAACUAUAGAUCUCAUUUUGUUAAACCAUAAUAAGUUUGCCAUUAUGAUUAUGGAAGUUAUCAUUAGAUAGUCAACCAUUUCAGUGAUCUGCAGUCUUAUGUGAUGUAAAAAAUGUUAUUAGGUAUCUGCUCCCUCAAUGUAGGGCUCACUUAAAAUUGGGGGGGGGUUCCCCCCUUCAACCAACUAUAGAUACUAUAUUCUUCCCCAGCUUGUACAUUCAAAGUUCACAGAAGUUUGGCAAACAUGACAGGAAGGAGCAUCUGGCUCAUAUAGUAUUUUCUUGCAUUGUUGUAAUGCCUGGGCUACUCUGCCUGGUGGAAAUCAGAAUGUGUAGAUUGGAGAGGUUAAGAGAGAUUUUAUAGACAUGCUUUAUAGACAUGCUCUCAACAGUGAAUAGGAUAGCCCCAUAAUAUUGGGGAUGACCUUGUCUACCAAAGAAAAAUAGGAUAGCCUGUGGUGGUUCUCUCAAGGACUGCUUACAUCUUCACAAAUUCAGGCCACAGUACAAAAGUUUUGGAAAACAAGGUUUCUGAUCGGAAUGUGUAUUGCCUUUGUUUUACUGUGGGGUGCAUCAUUCUAAGAUACCUAUUUGUGACUGUGCUGCGACAUACUCUAUCCCCACAUCUUUGUAUUUUUGCCAUCAGAAAAUGGGUGAGGUCAACACUAGUCUGCUUUUCCCUGCUUUUCCUAUUUUGUAAUUGUAAAUUUUAGGAUUGUAAAUUGUGAGAAAGAACAUUUUAUUUGUGUUGCAGCCAUUGGACGGAGUCAAUGGUGGUGAUUCUUGUAUCUGAUUAUGCACAUGUAAACCACCAAUGUUAUAGCAAUGAUUUUGUCUGUGUAGCCAAUGUGUGCUAUGUGCUGUAAAUAUAUCCAUAUGUUUACCGCUUUACAGGAAAAAAAAAUUGCACAUUCUUUCUGAAUGGGACUGCCUCCCCAUAUUCUUUCAAGAAUGAAAGUUCAUUGCAAGUAAAAACUUAUGGUUGAGAAGAGCUGUUCUAUAUAAAUAUUCUAUAAAUAUGUAUAAAUAUACUUUUUUAAAGCAUGGGUAAAGAAAAAUGCAUUCAUGGAAAGUACUAAGAAAUCAUUAUACAAUGGAAUAUGCACAAGUCAA